UAACCCACAGACAGUUUACCAGAGUGUGCCUUGGUUCUGUUUCGGCUUCCUCCACAAGCUAGAUACUUGCAGUCUAGACUCUAUAAGAAGCGUGCUAUAAGCCGAGAGAGAGAGAGAGAGGUCCAGCUGCCGCGCAUGCCUCGCCUUUUGCGUCACCAGGCGCAGAAUGGCCCAGGUCGCAGCAGGAGCAGCAGGCUGAGCAGGAUCCGUUUUAGAGUGCUGAAGUUGAUACUGAUAGCCACUGUGGUUAAUUGCAGCAGCUGGCGCCGAUGUCGGCCAUUGUGGGCGCUGGACGGGAUCUGGUGCUGACGCCCAAGCAGUCGCUGCAAUCGAGCGGCAAGCGAAUCUACUACGAGGAGCAGCCAACGGAGGCUGUGGUGCGCAGCUGGGAGCGCACCUUGAAGCAUGUGACCUAUGUGACGCUGUUCACGGACGCCGCCGUCGGCGCCGCCGCUGGCAAUCUCAGCAGCCAGCUGCAUGACUAUCACAACUUUUUGCAGACGCCGUACAUGCCGCUGGCCGUUGCCCAGCCGCAGCUAGGCCCGGCCCGGUUUGGGGAUAUUGUGACGCUCGCCAGCGGUCGGCUGGAGCAGUUCUCGGCCAAUGGCAGCUAUCGGUUUGUCGAGGGCAGCACGGAUGCCCAACAGAUGGCAACGGCGGGCAUCCAGACACGCGCCCUGUGGCGCGUGCAGCGCAUCCGGCAUCGGGAUGGCGGCAUUGGCCAGAGUUUGCCCCAACGCUUCCAUUACGAGCUGAAGUUCAGCGUAUCGCCGCUGGCGGCAAGCAUUGGCUGGCCGCCGCAGAGCUACAUCCAAAAGGAGUCCGACUAUCCGCAGAGCUUUGGCCGACAGGUCUACGAGCAGAAGCGUGAACAGGAGCUCGCCCAGCGACGUCAGGAUCGGCAACCGCAGGCGACAUUUAUGCAUGGCAUAUUUCAGCCGCCGCCGCCACCGCCGCCGUUGCCACCGUUGCUGCCGCCCAAUCUCAACAUUGGUGAGUAUCUGAAGCAGGGCAUACCCAAGGGUACGCCCAAGAUUGAACAGUAUCCGGGCCUAUAUAAUCUGGGCUUGCGUCCCAACUUCAUACCGGCGACAACAUUUCGACCCGGCGGCUAUCCGGUCAAGUUUGGUCCACGGCCGGAGCUGCCCGCUCCCCCGGAGCCUUACCCCUUGCCCAACGAACUGGGCAGCGGCGGCGGCCCCGCUAAUGCCGCUUCCGUGCCAGCCAAUCCGACAGUCACCCAUCAUUUCCAUCAUCACUUCUACAUGACGCCCAAUGGCCUGGUUGAUGGAGGCGUCGGCAGCGGCGGCAACCACGCUGAGCUGGGCUAUCGUCCACCCGCUUACGUGGCGGAACUGUCCACCCCAGCGCCACCCACAAGGCCGCCCUAUCGACAUAGUUAUCCAGAACAUUAUUAUGAAUCGCAUCGUGAGCUGCAAUUGCCGACAAACCGCGAACCAGCUUCUGCGGAAUCCCUGGAGCCCGGCGAGGAUGAGCAUCAGGAACAGGAACAGCAUCCUCAAAUCUAUACAGGUUACGAGAAGGCAUCCAAACACGACACGUCCACGCUGGCACCGCUGUUAAUCUAUGCCGGCGCCGCGGCAGAUGCUGAGGAGGAGCAAAAGUCAUUUGUGCAGAGCGAGCCGCUGGAGGAGACCGUCUACCGCUACUCCGAGCCGGAUCCGCUUUAUGUGCAUCAGCAUCCGGUCGAUAUACUACAGCUGGAGUCGCCGCACAGCUAUGAAUCCGAUGAACCACUGCUUCAGCGGCGGCAGCAGCAGCAGCAGCAACACCCAGGGCAGUUGGAGCGCGGCACUUCAAGCGAGCAACAGGAGGACGGGACGGAGGACGAGGAGACGGCAGAGCUGCCCAGCAUACAGACCGAACAGCGACCCGCUGGCAGUCAAAAACAAGCCAAACUGGCCACCACAGCAGCACCAGUGUCCAGCACAGGCACAGAGAACGCAACAGCAACAACAGCAGCAGCAGCAACAACAACAACAACAACAACAGCAGCAACAACAACAACAAGCACUUCAAUGGCACCACCGAGAGCAGCGGCCACAAGCCGAGCAAGCUUUGUGUCCACCUCGACCAGCAUUACGCCGCUGCGCGCUUUAAGUCGCUAUCGGACAACGCCGCGCAUCACCGCAGGCAGAUCGACAACAACAACAACAACAACAACCACGGAGCAGCCGGCAAUAGCCAAGUGGAAGCAGCGCCGCAAGGAGAAUGCCACCAGCAUGGACAGCCGGGCUAAGAGCAGUCAUCGCCACGAGUCCAAGGUGGCAUUUGUGCCCACGACAGCAGCCACAGCAGCAACAACAACAACAAUAGCACCGACAACAACAGCACCGACAACAACAACAUCUUCGCCUGCAGUCAACAGCUCGGCAUUGCCGGCAGGUGAAAUCAUCGAGGUGCUCACCCAGAAAUCGGUUAGCAAGUCCGUCAGCAUCAAGGUAGGCGAGAACGGCGAGGAGAUACCCAUCAUUGUGGACGAUGAUGAGAACGAGGUGAAGAAAAGCUAAAUGCCCCAAAAAUGCAAUUGACUAAUCCUAAACUUAAGCGUAACAAAAAUGGUAAAUAAACUGAAAACGAAGCAGGAACAGGAGCAGGAGGAGGAGAAAGAGGAGCUGACCAAAUCAUGAGAGUUUUCAGUUAUUUUCAUGUUAAGUAUUUUCUAGAAUUUGUAGCAUUCGAAUAAAUAUGAUUUGAUUCAAAUUAAAAACUAGCUUGCA
Molecule: messenger RNA, 2741 nt
Organism: Drosophila novamexicana
Lineage: Eukaryota; Metazoa; Arthropoda; Insecta; Diptera; Drosophilidae
Exons: 3
Coding region: 270-2531 (753 amino acids)
Source: RefSeq, a predicted model, not a curated record